This is a messenger RNA of Macadamia integrifolia, 2135 nucleotides long. RefSeq names its product zinc finger CCCH domain-containing protein 25-like. The record is from RefSeq and is a predicted model, not a curated record. Gene Ontology annotation, molecular function: RNA binding; metal ion binding. Gene Ontology annotation, cellular component: U2 snRNP; precatalytic spliceosome; catalytic step 2 spliceosome. The transcript has 7 exons. Lineage: Eukaryota; Viridiplantae; Streptophyta; Magnoliopsida; Proteales; Proteaceae. Bases 769 to 1791 code for a protein of 340 amino acids. Gene Ontology annotation, biological process: mRNA splicing, via spliceosome.
CUGGAAACCCGAAGUCCCCAAGUCUCCAUUCUCCAUUCUUGGAACCCUAGCCCAUUAACCCCUUCUUCUCCGUCUCCGUUGCCGGGCAAGCUCAGCGGUGGCCAGCGAGUGGACGAGUCUCCAUACGAGGCUCUUGACUUGACUCAAACAAUCAAUAACCCUUCUUCCUUGAAGGCGAUUACAGUUGGCAGCUGAAAUUUAUCAAGGGCGAUUAAAGCGGCGGAAGGCCAACUUACCGUUCCUCUUCUCUGGCAAGUCUCCAUAUAAGGCUAUUGAGUUGGGUCCCUGCCCUGGUACCUUUCUUCUUCUACGUCUUCGGCCAGCGAGUCUCUUUCUUCUCUAGCUUAUAUUUCAUUUGAGGCAUUUGUACAAACUUCAGUUAAAUGUGUCCUAGCCAGAAAACGUAAACUCUCACAGAUAAAUGUUGCCUAGCCCUUACAUGAUAUGAAGGCUGGGACGGAACAGCUCAAAGCAACCCUGAAGCCGAAGAGGACGAUCCAAUAAGGCUGAAAAUCGCGCAUCAAACGCGCCAUAGCGGCAUAGAGAAUCACCUUGCAGCUCACAACAAAGAUUGUUUCUUUCGGCCUCUCCUUCACGUUGUGCUUUUACAAAUCAGAGUUUGCAAACCUUCACCAUGAGUCUACCGCAAUAACCGAUUUUGGAUUCUUUCUCGGUCUCGGGUUAGCAGUAGAUUCGCUUAGAUCGGCUGACGAAUAGUUCAAGGUCUUCUCAAAGCAGAUAGCAGGAUUCCCUUUUUCAUUGAGUGCAAUGAAUCCAUUGACAUUGGUGAAACGUAUACAGAACAUCAAUUCCAAAGAAGCGGCACUAGGAAUUUCUGAAGAUGCUUCGUGGCAUGCAAAAUACAAGGAUUCGGCUUAUGUUUUUGUGGGUGGUAUCCCGUUCGAUCUUACUGAAGGAGAUCUCCUUGCAGUCUUUGCCCAGUAUGGAGAGAUAGUCGAUGUUAAUCUGGUUAGAGAUAAGGGUACUGGUAAAUCCAAAGGAUUUGCCUUUGUUGCAUAUGAGGAUCAGAGGAGUACAAAUCUUGCAGUAGACAAUUUAAAUGGAGCGCAAAUUCUUGGCCGAAUUAUAAGGGUUGAUCAUGUUGAUAAAUAUAAGAAGAAAGAAGAAGAGGACGAAGAGAAAGAGCAGAAGAUGAGGGAAGAACGAGGGGUCUGCCGUGCUUUCCAAAAAGGUGAAUGCAACCGUGGAGCUACAUGCAGAUUUUCCCAUGAUGAGCAAAGAUGUGCCAACACAGGCUGGGGUUCCAAGGACACUGAUUCAAAAUGGGAUCAUGACAAGUAUGAUGGUCCAUCUAAGAGCCAUAGAAGAUCUAGGAAUAUUUUUGAGGAUCGCCCUCCAGAGUCUGCCAUCCAAGAUAAGGGUUCAAGGUUCAGGUUGGAAGACAAUGAUGGGAUUUCUAGAGCAGAAAGUGAUGAGAUGAAGAGGAAAGGUGAACGUAGGCAAAGGGAAAUGAAUCCAAGGGAUCAGGAUAGGCUAGCUGCUGAGAAACAGUUGGAAUGGAAAGAGAAGGAACAGAGACGUGGGAAGAUCCUAAUAGACAAGAAAUUGAGAAACGAUCAAGACAUGAUGAAUCAAAAUCAAAUCCUAGAGAGGUUCAUGAUAGGAGAGGAAGGGAGAGACACGAUGAAUCAAAAUCAAAUCCUCGAGAGGUUCAUGAUAGGAAAGGAAGGGAGGAGAAAAGGUCAGGAAGGCAUGAGUCAGAACCUAAUCCAAAAGAUGAGCGAGAUGGGAGAGGUCAGAAACGAUCAAAAUAUGAUAGAGGAUAAAUGAAAUGCAUGAUAGGUGAUCAUAUAACUGAAGAAUCUUGUGGUGAGCAAGACCGCAGCUUAUGAAAACACCUACCAUGGUCUGGGGUUAAAGGUAUGGUGUCAGAUUGAAUCUGACACCAUGUUGUGUGGCCAUUUUGUUUACAUGUUGGUUCCUUUCAGCAAUUCAAUCUGUGCAUUCUUGGCAUAUCAAUCACAUGGUGGUGUAACUAAAGUGUUGAACUUAAGAAUUUGACAUUAUGGUAAGUGAAGAGUUAUUUGUCAAUUUUGUUUGCAUUGUGACUCGCAAUUGUUAUUUAUGCAGAGUAUACAGAAACACAGGAUAAAAGUGGUUUUGAUUCCUGAUCA